AACAACGCCCACGACACCUACAACCCCAAGCACGACACCAACAACGCCCACGACACCUACAACCCCAAGCACGACACCAACAACGCCCACGACACCCACUACGCCUUCGACUUCCACUAAGUCAAAAACAAAAGCAAAUACGCCACCAAUGCUUUAUGAGAAAGGAAAAGCACCCAUCCCAUGUGUGGAUAAAGCAAAAUCUUCUUUCUGCACAAAUGGUUCUAGUAAAUGCAAGUCACCGAUUCCUUUGGUGAAGUAUGCAUUUAUUAAGCUUUGUUGUGGAACUUGUUAUGCAAUUAACCCAAAUUUCUUGCCAAAGAAGGUGUGA
Messenger RNA from Meloidogyne enterolobii, 328 nucleotides. The record is from the annotation of a GenBank genome assembly. NCBI's taxonomy places the organism in Eukaryota, Metazoa, Nematoda, Chromadorea, Rhabditida, Meloidogynidae.